GUACCGGGGAUCAAACUCAGGUCCUUGCACUUGCGAAGCAGGCGGCGAAACCACUGAGCUAAAUCCCCAGCCCGUAACUUUAGAUUUUGAGAUCAGCUCUCCACAGCUGAGUAUCCAUCCGUACGUCAGCAAAUGGUUGGCUAGCUGUGACUGUUUUCUGGUUUUCUAUCUCUCUCACAACUUCUUGACCAGAGAUCACUUGUCCAAAAACAACAUGAUGCCCAUCUAAAUGAGGGGUUGGUUUCGUUCCUCUGUUGUCCAAGGACAAAAGAAAUUCUUUGUUGUGUUUAACAGCAAAACUCUCAUCUUCAAAAAAUCCUCCAUAAAUAGAUUCUCCUCCUCUUCUGUUUCCUUUACUGAAGUCACCACCCUGAACCAUAAAAUCCUUAAAAAUUUUGUGAAAAAGACAACUCUUAUAAAGUAAUGGCUUCUGAGUUGAUUUCCCUGUUGCCUUUUCUCCUGUACAAAGAACGAAAGUUCUCGCAUGUUUUGGGGCACACAUCAGAAAAUAAUUCAAAGACCACUCUUCUAGCAGGUUGAUUGUUAAUGGCAAUAUCAAAAAAACAUCGAGGACGCUCAACCUUUAUUCCCAUGGUUCCAAUACUUCAGUCUUUAAAUUGAGAAAAAUAAAACACCAAUGAUAAUUGAGCCAAGCCAAUCUUUUUACUCUGUUCUGAAGCAUCAAAAAGUCGGCCUAGCUCCCCAGAGUUCAGGCUGCCAUCGCUACCGCCAUAUUACAGCUUACAAAUAAUUUUCAGUGUAUCUACUCUGCCACCCCCAGCAUGUCUCCAAAGAUUUACUUUAUAAAAGUUUCUGGCUGGCCAUUGGUGAAGACCAAGUUCAGUAGAGAUAGCUCUGCUUAGAGACAGUCUGUCAUAGGUGUGCUCAGCUACAGUUGCAGUAAGAAGCUCUUGUUUCUUGUGCCAUUAAUUCUUGUUUUCGUGUUAAUUUCUAACUCUAGCCAUGACCACAAGAGCUCCAACAACAUCCUGUGUCUCUACUGCUCCUCCAACACCAGCACAUACACAGAGCCCCCAAACAGCCAGAACCAGGAGAGUUUCAGCAACUCCUCAUGCCUCUACUUCUCCUGUAAGACCAGCACAUACGCAGAGCUACAAAACAGCCACAACCACAAGAGCUCCAACCUUAUCCCAUGUCUCUGCUGCUCCUCCAACACCAGCACAUACACAGAGCUACAAAACAGAACCUACUCCACCUGUCUCUAGUCAAGCAGGAGAAACCCAGCCUACAACAUUGCAGGAAACAAAGCCUCAGCUCACCACCUCCUCCCCAGACUCUGGCCCAACAGCACCAGCCAGGUCAGAGGUUGCCCUUACAGCAUUUUUGGGUCAAUCAGUGACUUUGCCCUGUUUGUACUUGUCCUGGUCUCCGAGCAGCCACAGCAUGUGCUGGGGAAAAGGCCAGUGUCCCAAUUCCAAAUGCAACCAGGAGCUUAUCCACACGGAUGGAACUGGAGUGACUUUGCGUAUGUCAGAAAAAUACAGACUUAGGGGGAAAAUCCAGAGGGGUGAUGUCUCCUUGACCAUCUUAAACACCGAAGAAGGGGACAGCGGGGUGUACUGCUGCCGCAUAGAAGUGCCUGGCUGGUUCAAUGAUGUGAAGAGGAACAUUCAACUGGUGCUGAGGAGAGCCCCAACAACUAUGGACCAAACAUCAACCUCUCGCCAAACUACCACCACUCAUUUGCUGCCAACCACAACUGUGCUGCCAACAACAGCCCUGGCUACAACAGCCUCCCACCCAGCUACCACCCCACACAUGCCUACCACCAGAGCUGUGCUACCGACUACAGGUGUGACUACAACAACCUCCCACCGAACCACCGCCCCUCACGUGCCAACGACCGCAGCUGUGCUGCCAACAACCUUCGAGACUACUCGUGAGCUCACAGCCGGAACCCCCUUUCAAGCAAAGGCCACCUCUAUCUUCACAACAACAGCAACCAUGUGCCUCCUGACAAGGCCGAGCUUUGUCUCAGAGAGAACCCCGGAGACUUCCAAGGAAGGGCCCAUCUCCACUGCAGGAUCUGAAGCUUGGUUUCACUCAUCAACAUCCCAGGUGACAAGGAAGAUGUCUAAAGACACAUCCAUGAAGAAAGUUCCAGAGCCAAAGCUCCUCACACCGAUGGACACCUACCUGCUGAUGAUAAUCAUUGCUUCUGGUGUGGGACUUGCACUCCUGGCAUUGCUCGGGGUGUUUCUUCUGCGAGGAAAAGUCAUGAAAGCCAACUGUUUGCAGAAACACAAAAGCCCACAGGACCUGGGAGAAAGCCAAAAUGCCCUCAGUGACGUGCAGCAUGAAAGGGAGGAUGAAGAUGGCCUCUUCACACUCUGACUCACUCCUCUCUUAGCUCUGUGGGGCAGGGGAAUGGCAUUUGGAGUGUCCAGAUAAGUUUUGGGAUGUUUUCAUUUUUUAAAAAAGUCUCACCUUUUCCAUUGUUAGCAUUAGCCCCAGUCUUGUUUUCAUCUCUCCCCUGAAAGGUUUUUUCGGUACUGGGAAUCGAACUCAGGUCCUUGUGCUUGCCAGGCAGGCAUGGUGCCACUGAGCUAAAUCCUUGGCCCUAAAAAGUACUUUAGAGACCACGUUUUCUUUGCCCCACGCUUAGUCAGCUCCUCCAUAUCACUGCUAAGUGAUCUUUCACAUUAUGCAUGAAAAUUCUCAGUGAUGAUGAACUCUUUACCACACAUCUUGUCACCACUUCAGACUGGAGAGUUUCACUUGAGAUUCAGGCAGCCCACGGUAGAGACACGGAACCAUGCACUAGGUUAAACAUCUUUUCUUCAGCUGCUUAGCCACAGUCCACCUGGUCAGCUGCUCUUGUGGCCCCCAGCUGGUAGUCCUCGUGCCCCUGGCCCACCCAUGCUCGCAGCAGUCCUCUGCUACUUAGUUUACAUUUAUACCAAAGUACACAAAGGUGGCCAUGUGGCAGUAACAACCUCCGUUAUCUAAAUGAGGCACACCGGCCAGCGCUGACCUUGGUUGUAGAAGUCAUUCACGUUGGAGUACUGGGAGAUGCACCUGCUCUGGCUCCUGUUGACACAGAGCCCAUUGCCUCCCUGGUCCCCUUCACUCCACAACCUCAACCAGAGUGCCGCCAUCUUGGCUUUUGGGUUUCCCUACACACCCAUGGUAGUUCAUUUGAUAUUAGGGCAAUUCUAAGGGUAAGAAAUAUUUAAACAAAAUCUGUCUCCAGAUAGCAUUAGCUUGUUGGUUUUAGCCUCACACAUUGUGCUUACAGAACAUGACUGUUACGGUUUGUGUCUAGUUGUCCCCCCAAAGUCUCAUGCAAAUGAAAUGGGGCUUUUUUUUUUUUUUUUCAGAGGUGGCUGAAUCUAGAGUGUGUGAUGCUGGGAAUAAGGGCGUGUGAUUACCAAAUCAGUCCACUGAUUGGUUUGGCACUGCUCUAAUCCUCAUAGUCUAGAUAGAGUAAAAGGGCAGAAAAGCCGCUAAGGUCUGUUGUUGCUUUUAUUACCCUGUGGAUGCCAUGAACUGUAUCUCCUCUGGAAGGCCUGUCUGGCAUGCCAGCCUGCCUUGGAGCCAGCCAAUUAUGGACUGAAAGCUCUACAAACUGUAAGCUAAAUAAACCUUUCCCCCUUCAACUUUGGGUGUUGGGUAUUUUGUCUCAGCAAUGAGACAAAGGAACUAAAAAAAUGACUAAUCUCUUUUCUACCUGGUAGUUCUCCUGAGAGGGAAGGAGAACCUUGUGUGCCUCUAAAUUGCCUUGCUUCUGGGACACAGUAUGUACCACUCCUUUCCUGCCAAGCUUUCUGAGUUCAGCACCUGACUCCAGGGUUCAGUAGGAGCUGCACCGGUCUGUUUCAUUACUAAUGCAAGCAAUGAUGGGAAAUCACACCAGAUCUUUGACUCGCUUCUAAAAGUCCCCUGUUUUAUAUUAUCUUCUUAUCACAUUUGAAUGUCUUUAAAGGUGAUCGUGGUGUCACACCUUAAAUCUUACUUGGGAAGUUUAAUUUUGCAGACAACAGAGGGUCCAUCAGAGCACAAUGCGGUGAUGACAAGGAUGGUGCCUGGAUGUGACAGAGAUUCAAGUAAAUUUCUCUAAGUGUAAUUAAUUCAUGGCCAUUCGCUCCACAAUAAGAACAAGUUUAUUUUAAAUCUUUAAUAACUACUAGAAUGAGGAACCCUGUGAGAGAGAUUAAAGCAAACAAUUAUUGAAGGAAUGAAUGUAAAAAGUAUGCCGGAGUGGUAGAUGCUUCUGGCUGGCUAGUGGGCAAAAUAAAGCAGAUCUGAAAGGGAUUUCUCAGGAGGUACUGCCAGCAUGUUUAGGGCAAUAACAGCAUUAAUAGAAAAAUCAUGCAGUUCUCCAAGUAAAAUAUUUCAAUUCCCAUAAUACUACCUUUAUGGGAAAGCAAAAACCAGUCUCAUUACUUGAGUGGUACAGCCUGUAAAUUCUUUGCUUCUAGGUCACACAGUACACUCCAGCAGCUAAUAAAAAAUCCCCCUGUCACCUGGGUAUCUGAAGAUCACCAGGUCCAGAGCAGCCUGGCUCAUUUUUUAGGCUUUGCAUAAAAUGACAAUUUUGGCCUAAGCAACAGAAACAGCUAAUAGUGCUUUGGUGGCUCCUUCUUUGUUUUCAUUGGCUUGAGCCAUUAGCUUAAGAUUCUAAUCAUAACCUUGACUAGUGUGCUAAACCCAAACAUUUAUUUAGAAACUGAAGAAGAAAUGAGUCUAAUUCCAGGUUCAGGGCCCCAGUUUCCCCAUCUGCAAAAUGGAGUGGGGCUAGAUGCUUUGAUCUAGGUGGUCAGGCUGUAGUAUUUUACACCCCACCCUAACUCAGCUCAGGCUCCCUGCCCAUCUUGCAAAACAGUCAUAACCAUCACUACCAAUUGGAGUCUAAAUCAUAAAAGAAGACAGCAAAUAUCUCCUAAGCAGAACAUUGAAGCCCAAAGUGUAUUUUUGUGCUUUGCAAGGGACCAUCUUGAGUCCUUUCUGAAACUCCUGGGUCAGACUAGAAACCUUCACAGACACAAUCAUGGUAUUUGAGGAGUGUCAAUGGCCUCCAGGAGCCUCUGACUGAGCAGUUUUCUGUGUAAGGGAACACUGCAAUCAACUGAGCUUUUAGAAAUGCCAAUUCCCGAGUUUCACCCUUAAAGAGAUUCUUUUGUAAGUAUUCUGUAGUGUGACUUGGGUAUCUGAUUUUAAUUUUUAAACAUCUCAAAAUAAUUUUAAGGUGAAUCCAGGGCUUCUAACCCAUUUGAACUGUUGUUCUGGCCUGGUAGUUCUCAAACUGCACUUUUUUUUUGACACUGAGAUUGAACUCAGGGAUUUCACACUGAGCUACAUUUUCCCAUUCCAAACGCCUUUUUGAGACAGGGUCUCACUAAGUUCCCCAGUCUGAACUCAAACUUGAGAUCCUCCUACUUCAGCCUCCCAGAGUACUAGGAUUACAGGCACAGACCAGCAGCCUCAGAAUAAUCUUGAGGUUGUUCAAUAUGCAAAUUAUUACCCACUCCUUUGCCUUCUGGAUCAGAAAUUCUGGGGGUAGACCCAGAGAUCUGUGGUCUACCAAGUUCUCUGGGUGAUUGUGAUUCACGUUAGUGUUUGAGAAUGAUUAUAGUAUAUCGUAGUUAUUCCUAACAACUGGAUUGAGAUUACAAGGAAAGAUUCUCCCUGUGCCAGGGAUGUACCAUAGUGAGCCUGGCUGGACAGAGGUGAUAAGGAAAUAAUGCACAACGUGGGAGGCCUUUGUCUGUUCUCAAGGGGCCCCCCCCCCCAUGUUUUUGGCAGGAAUCAUGUUUUGUUAAAGCCACCUGUACUGCAAAUGUAACUGUUCGAGCAAUGCAAUUAUUUAAGUGUCCUAACAGCAAAUGGAACUGUUCAAGCUUCAAGAUGUUUCUACCCAAUAUUUCAAGAUGUUUUGUUAACUCCACCCUUCUGCUUCUAUAAACAUGCUUAACUUGCAUGUGAAACCAACCUCCCUACACCAUGGAGCUCGGUAUAAGGUUGCUCCCAUUUCUCUUUGGGGCUCAGACUCUGGAGUACGAACUCUUUUGAGCCUGCCAGUGUAAUAAAGUUUCCCUCCAACUC
Messenger RNA from Heterocephalus glaber (naked mole-rat), 6066 nucleotides. Lineage: Eukaryota; Metazoa; Chordata; Mammalia; Rodentia; Bathyergidae. The record is from RefSeq and is a predicted model, not a curated record.